AUGAGCUUGUGGCAGCAGGCCGCAGUUGGAUCCGUAGUGACAGUCUGUGGGCGGUUCGAGAUUCUGUCACUGUCUGGCUCUUUCUUGUCCUCGCCAGCUCCACCGAAGGCCAUGAGCUUGACGAUAUUCCUGGAGGCAGGUCAAGUCAUGGGGGGAAGCAUGGUCAUCAAGCUCAUUCUGGUUGGGCCGGUCAUCAUUGUCGCUUUGUCGUUCACUAAUGUUGCGUACGAGAGAUUGCUGCUAGAAGAGGAAGGGCAGAUCCAUAUGCCGAAGCUGGCAGCACCGCAAUUGGCCGGCAGGACUCGUUUCCGUAUCCAUCUUUAG
Molecule: messenger RNA, 324 nt
Organism: Eucalyptus grandis
Lineage: Eukaryota; Viridiplantae; Streptophyta; Magnoliopsida; Myrtales; Myrtaceae
Product: AT-hook motif nuclear-localized protein 23-like
Exons: 1
Coding region: 1-324 (107 amino acids)
Cellular component (GO): nucleus
Molecular function (GO): minor groove of adenine-thymine-rich DNA binding; DNA-binding transcription factor activity
Source: RefSeq, a predicted model, not a curated record